This is a messenger RNA of Striga asiatica, 1636 nucleotides long. The record is from the annotation of a GenBank genome assembly. NCBI's taxonomy places the organism in Eukaryota, Viridiplantae, Streptophyta, Magnoliopsida, Lamiales, Orobanchaceae.
UUUUUUGUUAGAAAGCCAGAAAAGUAUGACUAAACAUACUCUCAUGUAAUUAUAUACAUCAUUAGUUCAUUGUUAAUUAAGCGUCAACAGAAAAUCUGGUAAAUAUAUCAAUGAAAUGGAGGACAGAGAUUUUGGAGAAACUUUGUCUACCGCUGCUUUAGUCAAAAGCUCUUCAUUUCACGCAUAUAACGCCCAGACAUAUGCAAAACAUACAACAUUUUUUUUUUCCCCUUUCUUUUCAUUAAGCCCUCAUGGCUAGUCGUAUAUGUAUUUGCCCAUCUUCAUAUCAAUUUAUUAUUAUAAUUAUGACUUUUCUUUGGCUGCAUUACAGCAGCAUUCUUACACUUUCAUCACAGGAGUUGGGAAAUGAAACGAAGCAGGUGAAUGAGGUUAAUAGGCGACAAGGUGUUGAGGGCAAAGCGGGUAAGUGCCAUUUGUUUGUCGGCACAUGGGUUCAAGACAACACCUAUCCUCUCUACAAAUAUUCUGAUUGUCCCAUAAUUGACCCUCAAUUCAACUGCCUAAUGCAUAAGAGACCGGACACCGAGUACCUCAAAUGUCGUUGGCAGCCUGCCAAAUGCCAAAUUCCACGAUUUAGUGCGCUGAAAUUCUUGAAAAGAAUGCGAAGAAAGCGCGUGAUGUUUGUGGGUGAUUCGUUAGGGAGGAACCAAUGGGAGUCUUUGGUUUGUAUGAUACACGCUGGUCUACCCAAACCAAAGCGCAUGCGGAUAGUCACAGAUGAUCCUCUUUACACCGUCGAAUUCAUGGAUUAUGGUGUAACGGUGUCGUUUUACCGGGCCCCUUACCUAGUGGAUGUUGUGUCGGUAAAGGGAAAAAGGGUACUGAGACUGGGAAACAUAUGGCGGAAUGCGAAAGCAUGGAAAAAAGCAGACGUCCUUUCUUUCAACACAGGCCAUUGGUGGACACACCAAAAAUCACUCCAAGGGUGGGAUUACGUUGAGACUCAUGAGGGUAAAUACGUAAAUAUGGAUCCAUCGGUGGCUCUGAUGCAAGGAUUGAAAACCUGGGCUCGUUGGGUUGACAAACACAUCGACACCACCAAACGCAAAGUGUUUUUUCUGGGCAUCUCCCCUACGCAUAGCAGAUGUAAUGGGGUGGCUAAGUUUUUGGGCAAAAAGUCAAGCGACACAGUGACAUAUUCGGAUCAAAUGAAGGUGCUGCAUGAGGUGUUGAUUUCCAUGAAGAAGCGUCCGUUUUUGCUCAACAUUACAAUGUUAUCGGCCAUAAGGAGGGAUGCCCACCCCUCAUUCUACGGUGGGACAUCAAACAAUCUCGACUGCAGCCAUUGGUGUCUUCCGGGAUUGCCUGAUACUUGGAACCAACUUUUCUACACUGCUUUACUUUCCUCACACUAGCUACUAUAUUAAUCUUUGCUUACUUUUCAUGUUAUUUCAUAUUCUUUAUAAUUAAUUAUAUUACUCUCCAUUACUCUAUAUAUCAGCUUAAAUUGAAUUCCAACAUAUACUACUUGUUAGCUUCAAACAUGUAUAUGAUGAGAGAAAACCGACUCUUGGAUCAAAUCCUCAAGAGCCUAGAAGCGCGACAAAAAUUAGUGCACUGCACCGGAAUACAUGUUUCAUAUUUAUUUGUGAUUUUAAUCUAUUUUUUUUUUUUU